CCGUGCAGCCGCUCCGACAACGUCAGACACAAGAACGAAAGAAGACCAGGCGAAAUUCUGACAAGGCAGAGGCUACCAAAGAAGCUGAAGAUAACGAAGUAGCUGAAGAUAUAGACUCGCAAGAUGGUGGGAUGAACGAUGAAAUACAACCAGCGCAAAAGCAGGAACCAGAAGAGAAGAGUAUCCCGUCGGUUGUCGUUGAGAAGAGAAAGCCCAAAAAAUAUCUUCCAUUUACAAAACAAAUGAAGCAGGCAGAACAAGCACGGAAAGAACGCCAAAAGAACGAGAAGGAGCGUGAAAUCAAAAUCAAGACGCGAGAGAAUAGGUUGAAGCUAUCAAAGAAAGAGCGAAGAAAGCGAUCGAAACUGUACAGGAAAGUCACAACAAAGGGACAGCCCUUGUUGAAGCAUAAAUUAGAUAUGAUGCUCUCGCAAAUCCAGGGCGAGCAAUGACAUCAGAAAUCGGACAUUUCGUCAAAUGUUACCGCCCACAGAACGUCGUAGCCGUUUCUUAAAUGUAGGACGCACUCAUGAACUUGCUGGUGGCAGACACACGGUGUAGGACAGAAUCCAACUCAAAAGAAACAAGGCGAACGCAGGCAUCAUACCCUCUGUCUGAAUCGAGCCCACUGCUGAGAUUUCCUCCGCGUCGAUUUCAUUUGUUAUGGAUAGAAGCACAGGCGGAAGCAUGGCGCCGGCGAGAAUGAAUGUCAUGACACACGGGGCUCCUGUGAGUUGCAAAACGCCGAAAAUAGUACCGAAAGCAACUGCGAUGGUUUGGCGGAGCCAGUGUGAGGCGUUGAGGGCUUCCUGAGGGGUGAGUUCGUAGGUUUUGUCCAGAACCUUACCCCAGAGCAAGCGGGACACCGGCGGCGGGGUUUCGGGUUUCGCCUCCGUGUGCGCUUUCCCUUUGUCAGCAGGUUUUGCGGAUCCUUUGCCAGGCCGCGAUCGCACGCCCAUGAUGCGACGUUCAAUAAGAGGGAAUGGGAGAGAGGGGCAGGCGCGGGAUAAGGAAGGAGUUGUUGUGGCGGCGAAUAAAAGUAUGUGCCUGUGGGCUGAGGAAGAGUCGGGGUCGGCGUGGAAGAGGUUGUGAUGCGGCGGGGCAGGCCUGGACAAAACGGCAAGAAUUCGUCACCUCAAUCCCUUUGGAUCCGGAUUCGGCCAUCCCGAAGGCGCGAAUAUUUUACACAUGUAUACACGUGUGUACGUACGGCAACGUGAGAACCAUCGAGAUUGCGUAACGCGCUUCUGGCCAGUCAUUUCCUGACAGCUUUUCCUACAGCGAUGUUCGCAUUGCGAGGUUAGAGCUCAAAAGCUAAAGGUUACCCUUAAGUUAUCGAUGCAAAGCUGCCGUAACUAAAAAUCUUCAACUGUUA
Messenger RNA from Chondrus crispus (carragheen), 1375 nucleotides. RefSeq lists its product as hypothetical. The record is from RefSeq and is a predicted model, not a curated record. Lineage: Eukaryota; Rhodophyta; Florideophyceae; Gigartinales; Gigartinaceae. The transcript is spliced from 4 exons. Bases 132 to 452 code for a protein of 106 amino acids.